Punctularia strigosozonata HHB-11173 SS5 is the source of this 830-nucleotide messenger RNA. RefSeq lists its product as uncharacterized. The record is from RefSeq and is a predicted model, not a curated record. Lineage: Eukaryota; Fungi; Basidiomycota; Agaricomycetes; Corticiales; Punctulariaceae. The transcript is spliced from 4 exons. The annotation marks the transcript as partial.
CCCCCCUUGGCGGCCAGGCGAACUAGCAAACCACACGGAUGUUCUACAACGUCCACAACGAGGACGCGUUGGAAUCUCAAGUGACGCUGCAAGCCUUCGGUGCUUCGCAGCUCGCGCUCAUCGACCCGCCCACCUCGCAGGGCGACGUCGUCCUCGUCUUCUCCCCGGACAACAUGCGCAACACGACCGUCUACCAACAAGGCUCUCAUCCCGAUCGUGCUCUAUAUGCCGUCCGCUCCAGGGAUCAAUACAUGAUCACCGAGCUCAGUACGGGGCGACUCGGCCGCACCCGAGCUGGUGGCCAAGAUUGAGUAUAGAUCCAUCUUGCCCGAUCGAGUGACGCUGAGGGACCGCGGCUACGAAGCGUCGAAGAUCAGCGAAUGGCUGAAGGAGAUGGGUUCGAAAUCCUAUGUGGAAUUUGAGGCGAGCGGUUGUCGAUACCUAUGGAAGACCAGCCUUGUUGGGCAGGUAGCCCUGUACGGCGAGGAAUCCGGCAAAUUGGAACCGAUCGCCUGGUACGCCCCGACUCAUCUAGGCCCACAGCGUCGUGCCCUCCACCCCACACAAGCUCUCGGCUACCUGCACAUGAGUCGUGCAGCCAUGGAUAUCCGAGAUCAGAUAGUCGCCUCGUUGCUUGUGGUGCGACUGCGAGCGUGGAUCAAACAAGACAAGUGGAUGAAAGUAGGGGCCGGGCCCGUUCCAGUAUGAGGAUAGGUGACUACUACAAGCUCAAGCGCCACAGCGGGUCCGGAACCACGAACGGAUUGAUACUACUGCUAGAACAAUUAUCAAUGUACACCAUAUCUCAGAAAUACGUAAGGCAGAAUAUC